Messenger RNA from Hibiscus syriacus, 677 nucleotides. RefSeq names its product auxin-induced protein 15A-like. The transcript has a single exon. The record is from RefSeq and is a predicted model, not a curated record. Gene Ontology annotation, biological process: response to auxin. The coding region runs from base 199 to 600 and encodes 133 amino acids. NCBI's taxonomy places the organism in Eukaryota, Viridiplantae, Streptophyta, Magnoliopsida, Malvales, Malvaceae.
GGGUCCUGGGAUGGGUUGUUCUGCCGGAAGGGGUACGCAAACUAUUCUUUCAAGUCUUAGCCAUGGAAUUAUUGAUAAUGAAUAGGAAGACAACACCGUGUGAUCCUCAUGAAACCGUGCCUAUCUCAAUACUGACCAGACCCCAGCAAUUGUCCCUUCACCACUCAUUCCACAUCUCCCACUUAAUAAUAGAUUAGCAUGAUUUCCUCUAUACCCUAUACAUCUAUAUAUACAUGUAAGAAUAAGUUCAUUGGCAACACCUACCUUCACAGUCUCAAGUACUUAAGAUCAUUACCUUUGCUUUCCGAGUUCUCUAAGAUCAUCCCUGUCUUUCCUUUUAUAUAUCCAUCGAAAACAACAAUGGCUAUCCGCCUGCCUCGUAUCGUGAGCUCCAAGAAAGUUCCCAAGGGUUACUUUGUAGUUUAUGUUGGAGAGAACCAGAAGAGAUUUGUGAUACCAGUGUCGUAUUUGAACCAGCCUUUGUUUCAAGAUUUGCUAGGCAUGACAGAAGAAGAGUUCGGAUAUACUCAUCCUACUGGUGGUCUCAGAAUUCCCUGCAACGAAGACCUCUUUGUCGAUGUUACCACUCGCUUGAAUUGAUUGUGAGAGAAUUAGCACAAAUCAGCAAAUGUAAUUUUGUAAAGCAAACUUCACUAAUACAAUGUAAACAUUUUUUU